GCCGACCUCCUCGGCACGCUCCCACGCCAUGGCUGCCGGGUCCUCAUCCCCGCCGCCGCUGCGCAUCGUCAUCUUCCCGUGGCUCGCUUUCGGCCACCUGCUCCCGUACCUGGAGCUCGCCGAGCUCCUUGCGUCCCGGGACCACCGCGUGUCAUUCAUCUCCACGCCGGGCAACAUCGCCCGCCUCCCGCCGCUGCGCCCCGCCGCGGCGCCGCGCGUCGAAAGUUCGACCUCCUCUUGCAGGCAUUCGACGGCCUCGCCGCACACUUCGCCGAGUUCCUGGGCGCCGCUUGCGCCGACGAGUGACAGAGGCCCGACUGUAUCAUCGUCGAUUGCCUCCAGCACUGGGCCGCCGCCGCCGCUAGCUGUGGAGCACAAGGUGCCAUCGGCGAUGCUUCUCCCCAGCGCCGCGUAUUUGGCUACGAGUCAGAACCUUCACGAGUCGAAGCGGAGCCCGCAGCAUCUUUCCAACCAUGGCGGCGACAUGUCCAUCGCCCAGCGCUUCUUCUUGACUCUGGAGAGGUGCACGUUCGCGGUCAUCCGGAGCUGCAUCGAGUGGGAGCCCGAGUUCCUCCCGCAGGUGGCGUCGCUCCUCCGAAAGCCGGUUCUCCCUCUCGGCCUCCUGCCGCCGUCACCCGACGACGGAGGCCGGGUGAACGGCGAGGACGCCGCCGUGCGCUGGCUGGACGCGCAGCCGCCGAGCUCCGUCGUGUACGUGGCGCUGGGGAGCGAGGUGCCGCUGCGCGUGGAGCAGGUGCACGAGCUGGCCCUCGGGCUGGAGCUCGCCGGGACGCGCUUCCUCUGGGCUCUGAGGAAGCCCAGCGGCGUCUCGGACGACGACGCCGGCAUCCUUCCUCCCGGUUUCUAUGAGCGCACCCAGGGACAGGGGUUCGUCUCCAUGGGGUGGGUUCCCCAGGUCAGCUUGCUGGCGCACGGCGCCGUGGGCGGAUUCUUGACGCACUGCGGGCAGAGAUCCCUCACGGAAGGGUUUCUGUUCUGGCGCCCUCUCAUCAUGCUGCCGAUCAGGGGGGAUCAAGGGCCGAACGCACGCCUCAUGGAGGGGAAGAAGGUCGGAUUGCAGGUGAAGAGGGAUGAGAACGACGGGUCGUUCGACUGCCAUGGCAUCGUGAGCGCAGUGCGCGCCGUCAUGCUAGAGGAAGAAACCAGAGGGGUCUUGGUAGCAAAUGCCCUCAAGGCGCAAGGGAUUAUAGCCGACAAGGAACUCCAAUACAGGUACAUCGAUCAACUUACACAACAGUUUAGAUGUGCACCGCUGAUGGCGUCUUCUGCAUUGAACAACAUGGAGGACCUUGGAGAUCUGCUUACACCAGUGUAG
Molecule: messenger RNA, 1336 nt
Organism: Setaria italica (foxtail millet)
Lineage: Eukaryota; Viridiplantae; Streptophyta; Magnoliopsida; Poales; Poaceae
Product: UDP-glycosyltransferase 91A1-like
Exons: 3
Coding region: 29-1336 (435 amino acids)
Molecular function (GO): UDP-glycosyltransferase activity
Source: RefSeq, a predicted model, not a curated record